AUGAGGCUAAAGGUCCCCAACUUAUCGCCCAGGUACCACCCCUUCAACUUUGAAACCAAAUGUUCCGCCACAUUUCACCCUUCAGUCCUGUCAUUCACACUACGAAAUCAGAUCUCUCAACUCAAAUCUGUUUUCUACAACCAAUGGAAUCUCAAUAAACAUCCAUUCACCGAUCUGGUCAAGUGGAUUGAACACCUAGCAACCAGUGCUAUCUCUCUAUCACAUCACCUGAAGCACAAUGGUAUCACAACUGUUUUGAUCGGCCUAGUCAAAUCGCAUUUUUAUCCCAAUCAUAUUUGGGAACCAUUGGUUGGGAAUUUGGCAUUGCUAUUGGAUAGAACCCCGCCUAAAUAUCAAUCGCUUUCCCUCUGGGCCAUCUCAGUCAAACUGGCCAAUUCUAGAAUACAAAAAUACAACUCUCAUGACUACAUAAGUGGUCAAUUACAAGUGAUAGACCUUGACGUAUACAGGAAUUACUUUGAAAACCUAGAAAAACGCAUUAUUGACUCAGCCAGUGAAUAUACUGGGAAGGACAUUGCUACAUUUUCAUCCGCUGUUAAUAAUAUAUGCGAACACCAUCUACACGAAACCCCAUUUGUAGAUUAUUUGAGUGGAUCAUUUAAACUACUGGUCCAUAAUCUGAUACAAAAUAAGCACAGAUUAGCCUUUAACGAAUGUUCAGCCGUACUCAAAGCAUCAAAAAUUCUAUCACAUCGCCCCAAUUCAUUAAUAAUGCACUUAGUGGCAUCAAUGCAUCUAUCACUCGUUACCAGGGGAAAUAUCAGAAUUGGAGAUCUUCAAAAUGCAUUUGAAUUUCUACCUAGCGGUAGGAUACGCCAUUCAAUGGGUGUAGAUACGCCCCUGUCCAGAGAAAUAGCAUCACUAGCUAUUCUACUUUGCAAGGAAAUUGAUAAGUUCCGCAUCUGUAAUAAACUCGCCAUCAUAAUCGCAGAAACAAUAAUACGAACCAGAAUACGAGAUGAGGUUCCACAAACUGUCUGUAAUAUAGUUGAAACCCUGGCUAAAGUAACAAAUACUGAGAGGGUAACCAAGGCUCUGAAAGAAUUGAGCACAAAUUAA
Molecule: messenger RNA, 1080 nt
Organism: Babesia microti strain RI
Lineage: Eukaryota; Apicomplexa; Aconoidasida; Piroplasmida; Babesiidae
Exons: 3
Coding region: 1-1080 (359 amino acids)
Source: RefSeq, a predicted model, not a curated record